UAUUUAGGACAUCCUUUUUUUCAUACCAUUUUUUUUUCUGAAUGUCUUUUGUAUUUUCAGCUUGUUCAUCAUAAAACAGCUGACAAACAAAAGGACUUCUUGGUCAGUUCGGAUGGAGAAGAUGAUCAAGAACAGGUAAUAGAGCUCCUUAAGGCUGUCAUUAAACUUUGAUGAGCAUCUGCCUGGAAUUAUCAGCAACGUCGGUUAUCUUUAGAGGGACAGUCGAUCACGUAGGGAGCAUGGGAAAGCACCCCUGCCUGUCUCUUUGGAGGAGCAGAUAAUACACAGAAAGAAGAAUGGUAAGUGAGGCAGCUUUCACUCUUUGGCAUCACUUUAUAACAAGUCACACCUUAUCAUGGGGUUUUAAGACGUAAGAAGUGGCUUUAUAAAUAGUUUUGGCAAUUCCAUGAAUGGGUUUUACACUCUGCAGCUCUUUUCCAUAAGGUCAUUAUAUGUACCAGAGUGUGCUGGUGGAGUACUGGUAUUAAUAAAUGGUUCAUUAACCUUUAAUAAAGCUGCUUUUGGCUGUUUCCUUAUCCACACGGGAUUACCACAGCAGGUGGCUCCACAUGUUUGUUUUGGCAGAGUUUCUAUGUCAGAUGCACUUCCUGAUGCAGCCCCAGUGGAAUUUGUCUGUCCUUCCUGGAUCAAACCAGGGAUCUUUCAGCUGCUUAUUAACCGUUAAUUAAGCCAUAUUAUAACAUUAUACCCCUUCCUUUAUAGAACUUUUAGAAGAACCAUAUCCUCUAAAUUCAUCUAACUUCUCAUCUUUCCUGCAUUAUUCUUGCAGUGAGUCAUGCUUUGGUGCAGAUGUGGUGUCCUGCUGGCUCUCUGCAUCUGUCCUCUAGCCUGCCUUGCAGUGUCUCCCUGUCCUACUGGGUGCUGCUGUCCAGGAUUUCUGGUUCUGUGUGAGUCACUAGGCCUGAGGUCACUCCCUCGCUUGGUUCCUCUCAGUACCUCGGCUCUAUCUGUGGCCAGAAACCAGCUCUGUAAUGUGGACCACCAGCUCUGGCCCUUCUCUGGCCUCCAGGAGCUCAGCCUCAGUCACAAUCUGCUAGCCCGCUUCCCUCGUGGCCUGCCUCCCAGCCUGGAGUCCCUGCAGCUGCAAGAAAACCGCAUUACUUACAUCACCUCAGGUGUCCUGAGGCAGCUGGGAAACCUCACUCACCUGGACUUAGAGGACAACCGUAUUCGUGCCAUCCAGCCCGGGGCACUUCAGGGUCUCCAUAAGCUGCAGGUCCUGAUGCUGAAGGGGAACAGGCUUACCAGUCUCCCCAUGAGUCUUCCACCAUCACUGACCCACUUAGAUCUUUCAGAAAACUGCAUCUCUGCCUUGGACCUGCCCUCACUGUCUGCCCUGGUCAACCUGCAGGUCCUGAAGAUCAACAGCAACUGCCUGCGGUCAGUCCCAGAGAGCGCCUUUGACAGCCUGCCACGUCUCAGAUCUGUGGACCUCACCAACAACCUGUGGGUGUGCGAGUGUGACAUUCUGUAUCUGUACCGCUGGCUGCUGAGCGGUAGGCUUAAGAUGGCCACAGACAUUGUGUGCACAGAGCCUGAUCAUCUCGCCCACCGUCUGCUUCUGAAUCUCUCUGUCGUGGCCAUCUGUCCUCGUGUCCUGAAGCCAAAUGACAGGACACACGAACGUGACCUCAGCUCUGCACAGGCGAGGAUGCUAACAGCGCAGCCAGCAGAGAAAAUAUCAAAACUAACCACUAAUGGACUGCUUUCUGAAGCUCUAAACAGUAAUCAAGACUCUUCCAAGACGCGUGUCUUGCACUACUCUUUAGAGACUCUUACCUAUGAGGAGUGUUUAUCCCUAAAUAACAGUCAGUCAGUCAGCCCCUUCCAUUUAAAGACUACUACUUCUCUCCCUGAGGAGGAACAGAGGUGCAGAGACAACAUUACAGCUCGAUACCCUCAGAGUAACGUAACCCUUGCUGAGGGGACACAGUUCUUGCUUUCCACACAUAGAGAUGCACUCGUGCCCACUCUCGUCCCACAGCUGUUCACUCAGCAGGCCUCUGCAGCGAUAGUCUCUCUGCUCGUUGUGCUGUGUGUGUUAGUGGCUCUCGUAAUGCUGGCAGUGCUGCUCGUGCUGAAAAAGGUGCUUGUGCGUCAGCAGAGGGUGGCUCCUGCUGAUUCAGGAUCAGCAGGAUGA
Maylandia zebra (zebra mbuna) is the source of this 2161-nucleotide messenger RNA. NCBI's taxonomy places the organism in Eukaryota, Metazoa, Chordata, Actinopteri, Cichliformes, Cichlidae. The record is from RefSeq and is a predicted model, not a curated record.